This is a messenger RNA of Effrenium voratum, 444 nucleotides long. NCBI's taxonomy places the organism in Eukaryota, Dinophyceae, Suessiales, Symbiodiniaceae. The record is from the annotation of a GenBank genome assembly.
AUGACGGACAAUGGUGGAUUUGAGAAGGCCGGAAACGGCCAGACGAACGGAUCGGGGACGAGCGCGAACGGCGAUGCCGAAGAGGCGAUUGCGCAGCUUUUCGACGACUACCAGGCCGGCUUCGACGACUACGAUAUUGAACGUAUCUGCGAUUGCUUUGCCCUGCCGGUGAUUAUCUGGCAGCACGAGAAGGGUCAUGUUUUUGCAAAUGACGACGAACUGAUCGAGAACAUCGAAGCCCUUCUGAAAGCGCUCGAGAAGGAAGGGAUCGCGCACUCGGAAUUUCAGGUCGUAUCGAGCCACGUCAGCGGAUCGGCCGCUCUCGUGACGCUCGACUGGUCGCAGGAAAGUGCUGAUGGUGAAGCCGUGUUUGAGUUCACGUGCCACUAUCAACUGAUCCAGCAGGGGCCUGACUGGGUGAUCACCUGUAUCAUCAACGAAUGA